UGAUUAGGUGGAAUCUAGUUCACGACGCACGUGGCCUUGGAGCCACUGGAUAAAACAAAGAAGUUGAAACUGCGAAGGCAGGGUUUGAGUUCUGAGCAGCCUCAGCAAUGUUGGAAGUGCCUAUAAUCUUAGUAACUAGCAGUGAAGACGAAGACGAACACGUCGUAACGAACGUGAGCAAGAUCAGAAAGCACGAGGAUGAGUACAGAUUGAUAUCAGAUCUGAGUGGCUUUGACAACCUCAGGGCCAUGGUUGAGGCCGACGCUUUACUUAGAGCGAAGAGAAUGGAGAGAAAGAAAACGAUCAAAAAGGAGACUGAAAGGAAACGGACGGGAAAAACUGAGAAGAUAACGUUUGUAAAUGUCGAGCCCGAAUUAGAAAACCCCCUGAUCUUUUUAGAAAGCAGCGAAGAUGAAGAAGCGAACAACGUGAAGAAAAGGAAAUACGAAGAUGAACACAAAGGGAUUUCAGAUCUGACUGGCCUCAGAGCUAUGAUUGAGGCCAAGGCUCUCAAAAGGAGGAACAAGAGGAAGAGAUAUACAAAGAAGGAAAAGAAUAUGGCUGAAAGAGUGGAGAAAAGUAUACCGUUAAAGAUGGAAUCAAAAAUAGAAAAACCUAUGAUUUUGAUAGCAAGCAGUAAAUAUGGAGAUGCAAACAUGGAUAAGAGAAAAUUAGAAGAUGAAUACAAAGUGAUUUCAGAUCUGAGUGGCUUUGACAACCUCAGAGAUAUGUACGAGGCUGAGGCUAUCGUGAGGUCGAAGAAGAGGAAGAGAAGGAAAAAAAAGAUUGAAUGUAACGCUCAAGAGAAAGUGUCGGUUGAUGCUAUGAACGAGAUGAAGCAGUUGGAUAGAAAUAAAGCUUUAGACUCAACUGAAGCAUUGAUUACCGAGUCAGUUGAGGCCGGAAUAGGAGAAAGAGUCAUUCCUGGCUCACUGAGAUGACUCGAGUCUCGAUCGGUAUUGUUUAGAGCUCCCGACAGUGGUCUGAUGCGGCUGUAUGGUGUUGGAGCUGGAGAUCUACUUGCUGGAGAAGAUGUUCUCUUUGGAGCUCUCCCUCCAAAGACUAAAGAAGAAGUCGAAGAAGAAGUCCCUUUGAAGUCGUCUAGAUCUCCCUUUUUAUUUGAUCUUUUUCCCGCAUACGCCUCAGUAGUGGUGAGAGAUGUCCGCUUUACGUGUCUGACCUUCUCUCCCUUUCCCACUUUCUACUAACACCCCCUGCCUCCUGACACCCUCACUUCCUUGUCCCUUCUUGUCCCUCUCUUUCUCUUAUUUUGUCUUCUAGUGGUAGCCUGGUAGGCUGGCCUGGUCUUGGACCUGGUGUAUUUUACACAUAUGGCCCAUUUGAGGAUAGUUGAGGUGAACGUUACCCUAUAUGUAUUGGCCUUGGAGGCUCUAAAGUUGAGUCUAAAGAAUCAACCAGAAACCUAAUAGAAGAUUUUUCUCUUUUUCUUCCUUAUCUAUCUCUAUUUUUCUUUGAGGUUCUCACCCUCAAGCGAGAUUGUUCUUUCAAAGGUGUGUUACACUAUCUCAUCAUUUUACAGGAGAAGAAUAUGACACAAAGAUCACAGAAAAUAAUGAAGGCAAACAUGGAGUCAGCAAUAGAAAGGCCUAUGAAUUUGGCAGCAACCAUUAAUGAUGAGGAUGCAAACAACACAAAGAAGAGAAAACGCAAAGAUGAAUACAGAAUGAUUUCAGAUCUUACUAACUUCGACAACCUCAGAGCAAUGUAUGAUGCAGAGGCUUUCAUGAGGACGAGAAAGACCGCAUAAAAGCGGAAAGAAAAGUUUGUAUUUAAUGCCCAAGAGUAAAGAGAUCACAGGUUGAUACACGUGCCUUCAAUUUUUCCAUUCUGAUUCAAGGCUCGUAGGCUUGUAUCUCAUAUCCUUCGUAAUUCCUGAUCAAAUGACCUGACUUCACUUCCCAAUGAUCAUCCACGAUAAUCUCAACUCAUCAGAGUAGUCUUUUUCGUUCACUAGAAAUGGAGCAGUCAGAUAGAAUUCAAUCAGUAGAAAUAACAGGAGUGUUGGAAACCGAUUCGAUUGAGGUUCAUUGAAUGUGACUUAUUAUAUAUAUUCUCGUGGAGUCAUUAUCACUAUUAACGGUGGAGAUUCUGUUCGUUGGCUUAGGCCCGUCUGCAUCGCCCGGAUCGAACAGGCGCUUGACAUGGGCGCACAAUGCUUCAAAAAUUAACUGAAAAUGACGUUGGGAGGUGUGGUGCCUAUCAACUUUACUGAAUGUGCCCCUUUAGAGUUUGAAUAUGGACAUUAAAGGUUAUGGUAACUCUAUUCAAUUUUAUAUAGAAAUUCUGAAGAAAAAAUUUUAGAAUUGAUAUCUGUAAUUGGUGGUUUUGUUCUAUCUUGAAGGUGAAUUGUUUAUAACUUGAUAGCGAACUCUUCUGAAUGGAGGCAAUUAUAACUUUAAAGAUAGUAUUUUAAAGAU
Juglans regia (Persian walnut) is the source of this 2438-nucleotide messenger RNA. RefSeq lists its product as uncharacterized. Bases 108 to 941 code for a protein of 277 amino acids. The transcript has 10 exons. The record is from RefSeq and is a predicted model, not a curated record. Lineage: Eukaryota; Viridiplantae; Streptophyta; Magnoliopsida; Fagales; Juglandaceae.